This is a messenger RNA of Psammomys obesus (fat sand rat), 417 nucleotides long. RefSeq names its product lymphocyte antigen 6G6e-like. The record is from RefSeq and is a predicted model, not a curated record. Bases 1 to 417 code for a protein of 138 amino acids. Gene Ontology annotation, biological process: acetylcholine receptor signaling pathway; desensitization of G protein-coupled receptor signaling pathway. The transcript is spliced from 3 exons. Gene Ontology annotation, molecular function: acetylcholine receptor activator activity; acetylcholine receptor binding; transmembrane receptor protein serine/threonine kinase activity. Lineage: Eukaryota; Metazoa; Chordata; Mammalia; Rodentia; Muridae. Gene Ontology annotation, cellular component: plasma membrane.
AUGGGCCUGUCCAGCGCCUUCCUCGUCUUCCUCGGCAUCCUGUUCUUCUCAGGGGUGCCGGAUAAGGGUCUCGCCACUUCCCCAGACAGAGGACACCUCCACUGUUACACCUGCAGCUUUGCCAAGCCCUGCUACCCUGUCCCCAAGGAGUGUCAGGAAGACGAGGUGUGUGGUAUCAGUGUCGGCACCUCAGACGGAAGUGAGGAGGUCAUCGAACGGAAAGGCUGCCUCCCAAGGGCCCAGUGCCCUCUGCUGGGCCGUACUACCUACUGGUCACAGGCCUAUACUCUUCGGCACCGGUGCUGUGAGCAGGAUCUAUGCAACACCGCUGCCUCCCAGCCACUCCCAAGCCUCCCUCUAGCCACCCUGCUACUCCUGGCAGCCUUCUUUGGCUGGGGGGUACAGAUCUUCCUGUAG